GCUCCUUACUUUUCACAGAGAGUGAAUCAACAAGCACCACAAAGCGAAGCUAUCAAAUUCUUUGUUUUCUUUUUUUUUUUUUUCCCUCGAGUUCUGGUUAGUUAUUCUGGGUAAGCGAUGGCUGGUAAAGGAGAGGGUCCUGCCAUUGGAAUUGAUCUGGGGACGACGUACUCAUGCGUAGGUGUUUGGCAACACGAUCGAGUGGAGAUUAUAGCUAAUGAUCAGGGUAACAGAACGACACCGUCGUAUGUUGCUUUCACCGACACCGAGCGUCUGAUCGGUGAUGCAGCAAAAAAUCAAGUCGCGAUGAACCCAACCAACACUGUUUUUGAUGCCAAGCGUUUGAUUGGGAGACGAUUCAGUGAUGCUUCAGUACAAGCUGACAUGAAACUAUGGCCAUUCAAGGUCAUUGCUGGCCCAGGUGACAAGCCCAUGAUUGUUGUCAAUUAUAAGGGUGAGGAGAAGCAAUUUUCCGCGGAAGAAAUCUCCUCAAUGGUUCUCAUUAAGAUGAAAGAGAUUGCUGAGGCGUAUCUAGGCACCACUAUAAAAAAUGGCGUCGUUACAGUGCCGGCUUACUUCAAUGACUCGCAGCGUCAAGCCACAAAAGACGCUGGUGUUAUUGCUGGCCUUAAUGUGAUGCGUAUUAUCAAUGAGCCAACUGCCGCCGCUAUCGCUUAUGGGCUUGACAAGAAAGCUGGUAGUUCUGGUGAAAAGAAUGUGCUUAUCUUUGAUCUUGGUGGUGGUACAUUUGAUGUAUCUCUUUUGACCAUUGAAGAGGGUAUUUUUGAGGUGAAAUCCACUGCUGGUGAUACUCACUUGGGUGGUGAAGAUUUUGAUAACAGAAUGGUAAACCAUUUUGUUCAAGAAUUUAAGAGGAAACAUAAGAAGGAUAUUAGUGGUAACCCUAGAGCCUUGAGAAGGUUGAGAACUGCCUGUGAGAGGGCCAAGAGAACAUUGUCGUCUACUGCACAGACUACAAUUGAAAUUGAUUCUUUGUACGAGGGUGUCGACUUUUACACAACUAUCACCCGAGCUAGAUUUGAGGAACUGAACAUGGACCUGUUCAGGAAGUGCAUGGAGCCUGUAGAGAAGUGUUUGAGAGAUGCUAAGAUGGACAAGAGCUCGGUCCAUGAUGUGGUUCUUGUUGGUGGGUCCACCAGGAUUCCCAAGGUUCAGCAAUUGCUACAGGACUUUUUCAACGGGAAGGAGCUUUGCAAGAGCAUCAACCCCGACGAGGCUGUUGCUUAUGGUGCGGCUGUUCAGGCUGCUAUCUUAAGUGGUGAGGGUAACGAGAAGGUGCAGGAUCUCUUGUUGCUCGAUGUCACACCUCUAUCUCUUGGUUUGGAGACUGCUGGUGGAGUUAUGACUGUACUGAUUCCGAGGAACACAACCAUCCCCACAAAGAAGGAACAGGUGUUCUCCACCUACUCUGAUAACCAGCCCGGUGUGUUAAUUCAGGUCUAUGAGGGUGAGCGUUCAAGAACUCGUGAUAACAACUUGCUGGGCAAGUUUGAGCUCUCUGGCAUUCCUCCUGCUCCGAGGGGAGUUCCACAAAUCAAUGUCUGCUUUGACAUUGAUGCUAAUGGUAUUUUGAAUGUCUCUGCCGAGGAUAAAACCACUGGACAGAAGAACAAGAUCACUAUUACAAACGACAAGGGUAGACUCUCCAAGGAAGAAAUUGAGAAGAUGGUGCAAGAGGCAGAGAAAUACAAGGCAGAGGACGAGGAGCACAAGAGGAAGGUGGAGGCAAAGAAUGCGCUUGAGAACUAUGCCUACAACAUGAGGAACACUAUUAAGGAUGAGAAGAUCAGUGCUAAGCUUCCUGCUGCCGACAAGAAGAAGAUUGAAGAUUCCAUUGAUGAGGCUAUUCAUUGGCUUGAUGGAAACCAGCUUGCAGAGGCAGAUGAGUUCGAAGACAAGAUGAAAGAACUGGAGAGCAUCUGCAACCCAAUAAUUGCGAAGAUGUAUCAGGGAGCUGGUGGUGAUAUGGGCGGAGGCAUGGAGGAGGAUGGUCCUUCUACUGGUGCCGGAAGUGGUGCUGGCCCCAAGAUUGAGGAAGUGGAUUAAGUAAUAGGAUUUGAUGGUUUGGGCUGAUGAAUAUGGUGUCUUCGC
Pistacia vera is the source of this 2112-nucleotide messenger RNA. RefSeq names its product heat shock cognate 70 kDa protein 2-like. Gene Ontology annotation, molecular function: ATP hydrolysis activity; heat shock protein binding; misfolded protein binding. Gene Ontology annotation, biological process: cellular response to unfolded protein; protein refolding. Gene Ontology annotation, cellular component: cytoplasm. The transcript has 2 exons. Lineage: Eukaryota; Viridiplantae; Streptophyta; Magnoliopsida; Sapindales; Anacardiaceae. Bases 118 to 2067 code for a protein of 649 amino acids. The record is from RefSeq and is a predicted model, not a curated record.